This is a messenger RNA of Brassica napus (rape), 1415 nucleotides long. RefSeq names its product probable mannose-1-phosphate guanylyltransferase 3. The coding region runs from base 276 to 1340 and encodes 354 amino acids. Gene Ontology annotation, cellular component: cytoplasm. Gene Ontology annotation, molecular function: GTP binding; mannose-1-phosphate guanylyltransferase (GTP) activity. The record is from RefSeq and is a predicted model, not a curated record. The transcript has 4 exons. Gene Ontology annotation, biological process: cell wall mannoprotein biosynthetic process; GDP-mannose biosynthetic process. Lineage: Eukaryota; Viridiplantae; Streptophyta; Magnoliopsida; Brassicales; Brassicaceae.
GAAAAGCGUGUGGACCCACCCGGACUGCACGGAGACAGAAGUUUCAGUUUUCUUCUCAGAAAGAAUCCAAUCUCUCUGUCUUGUCUGAAACGACUUCCGUCUCCUUCCACCAUUCUUCUCUUUCUUCGUCUUCUUCACUUACGAGUGUCAAACCAGUCAACAGACAGAGAUAGAGAUACAUACUCCUAGUUCCAGAUCUGCGAAGACAUCUUCGAAAAUUUCAUGUAGUACCCUGUUGCACAAUUCUUGUUGAUUUACAUUAUAUUUCUAGCAGAAUGAAGGCUCUUAUUCUAGUUGGAGGAUUUGGAACUCGAUUGAGACCGCUUACGUUCAGCAUGCCAAAACCCCUUGUUGAUUUUGGUAACAAGCCCAUGCUUUUGCAUCAGAUUGAAGCACUAAAAGCUGCUGGUGUUACUGAAGUUGUAUUAGCUAUCAACCACCAACAACCAGAGGUCAUGUUGAAUUUUGUGAAAGAAUAUGAGAAGAAGCUUGAUAUGAAGAUCACCUUCUCUCAAGAAACCGAACCCCUCGGGACAGCAGGGCCUCUCGCUUUGGCUCGGGACAAGCUCAUCGACGAAUCAGGCAAACCCUUCUUUGUGCUGAACAGCGAUGUUAUCUGCGAAUAUCCACUCCUGGAGAUGAUCGAGUUCCACACGAAUCACGGCGCUGAAGCUUCCAUCAUGGUGACCAAAGUAGAUGAUCCUUCAAAGUACGGUGUGGUGGUUAUGGAGGAGGAAGCGAGAGUCGAAAGGUUCGUCGAGAAACCAAAACAUUUUGUGGGGGACAAGAUCAACGCUGGGAUAUACCUCUUGAACCCGUCUGUGCUCGACAGGAUCGAGCUCAGACGGACGUCGAUAGAGAAAGAGAUAUUCCCCAAGAUCGCUUCGGAGAAGAAGCUCUACGCCAUGGUGCUACCAGGUUUCUGGAUGGACAUUGGUCAGCCGAAAGAUUACUUGACAGGGCAGAGAAUGUACCUCAACUAUCUGAGAAAGAAUGCGCCUGGGAAGCUUUUAGUGUCGUCUGGAGAUGACGUGGUGAUCGGGAAUGUUAUGGCGGAUGAAACCGCUGUUAUAGGAGAACGAUGCUUGAUAGGACCUGACGUGGUGAUUGGUGCAGGAUGCGUGAUUGAACCUGGUGUGAGGUUGUUUGGUUGCACUGUGAUGAGAGGUGUGAGGAUCAAGGAGCAUGCUUGUGUGUCUGAUAGUAUCGUGGGGUGGGACUCGACCGUUGGAAGUUGGGCUCGCGUAGCUGACGUGACAGUUCUCGGGAAAGAUGUUCAGGUUGCGGAUGCAGAGGUUUUACAAAUGUCUGCGAAACCAGAGAUCAUACAGAAAGUAUGAUCCUCAUAUGAAAGAAUAAUUAAGAAAACAUUCUGUUUUGAUAUAAAAUCUGUCAUACACAUACUUGAAUCCGAA